Messenger RNA from Fraxinus pennsylvanica, 705 nucleotides. The record is from the annotation of a GenBank genome assembly. Lineage: Eukaryota; Viridiplantae; Streptophyta; Magnoliopsida; Lamiales; Oleaceae.
AUGACUAUCGAUGCACGGAAAGAUCCAAAAGGGUACGGACAAGAGGUUGUGAAAGAUCAGCCCAUGCCGAAGGCAAUUCAAGGUCUUCUCGAUACAAGUUCUAUUGAAUAUGGGAGAGAUUGUCUCACCUCCAUGGAGAAAGGUGAACGAGACGAUCCCUCUAUUCAAGACUUUGAACCUAGACCUAGUGUCACAACCUAUCGUGAUGAUAAACUCAAAAGCAAGAGAUCUCUUGCCGAAAACUUUGAACCAAGACCUAGUGCCAUAACCUAUCGUAAUAAUGAACUAAAAAGCGAGAAAUCUUUUGUGACAAAUUUUGAACCAAGACAUAGUAUCGAUGAUAAACUAAAAAGAGAGAGAUCUUUUGCAACCAAUUUUCAACCAAGACCUAGUGUCACAUCAUAUCGUGAAGAUAAACUAAGUAGUGAGAGAUCUUUUGCAACAGAUUUUAAACCAAGACCUAGUAUCACAGCUCAUUAUGAUGAGCAACUAAAAAUCAAAAGACCUUUUGCGAUAAACUUUGAGCCAAUACCAAGUGUCAUUGCCUAUCUUGAUCAUAAACUAAGAAAGGAAAAAUCUAUCACACAAGACUUUGAACCAAGGCCUAAUAUCUCUUUUUACAAUGAUGAUGCUAAACCAAAUGGCGAGAACUCUUUCAUGAAAGACUUUGAGCCAAUGCCUAAUAUAUCAGCUUAUAAAGAAUAA